UGCAGGGAGGUCCUGCGGCCGGAAGCCGGAAGCCGGAAGCCGGAAGGGGGCUGUGAGGACGUGUUCCCAGGAAGCCAGCGCUGAGGCCGGCGACAUGGAGCCGCUAUACCAGCAAACGCACAAGCAGGUCCACGAGAUCCAGUCUCACAUGGGACGCCUGGAGACAGCAGACAAGCAGUCUCUGCACUUAGUAGAAAAUGAAAUCCAAGCAAGCAUAGACCAGGUAUUCAGCCGUCUUGAACGUCUGGAGAUUUUGUCCAGCAAGGAGCCCCCUAACAAAAGGCAGAAUGCCAAACUUCGUGUCGAACAGUUAAAGUAUGAUGUCCAGCACCUGCAGACCGCUCUCCGAAACUUCCAGCACCGCCGCUAUGCGAGGGAGCAGCAGGAGAGACAGCGAGAGGAGCUUCUGUCCCGCACCUUCACCACGAACGACUCUGACACCACCAUACCCAUGGAUGAAUCACUGCAGUUUAACUCCUCCCUCCAGAAAAUUCACCACGGCAUGGAUGACCUCAUUGGAGGCGGGCACAGUAUUCUGGAGGGACUGAGGGCCCAGAGGCUGACCUUGAAGGGCACGCAGAAGAAGAUCCUCGACAUCGCCAACAUGCUGGGCUUGUCCAACACGGUGAUGCGGCUCAUUGAGAAGCGGGCGUUCCAGGACAAGUACUUCAUGAUCGGCGGGAUGCUGCUCACCUGUGUGGUCAUGUUCCUCGUGGUGCAGUACCUGACGUGAGCCGGCCAGGCCCAGUGACAGCAGUGUUCCCACUGCGUGAGAGUGAGUGAGUGUGUGAGUGAGAGAGGGGGAGGCCCAGCGCCGCCUGUCGAGCUGUAUGCCCACUUAACUGUGAAGACCACUCGGGAGUGAUUCUGCUCCAGUUCCAACCCGCGCUGUGUUCUGUGACGCUUUGGAGGGGAACCAGUGCUGCCAAGAUGCUCAGUGCUGUGGGAAUGAAAGAAGUCCCUGCUCUCGCCGUCGCUGUCUCUGUCGCUGUCACUGGGGGAUGAAAGAGUGGCUCUGGUGGCUUUGGCCACACAGCUGAUGUGCGCCCUGGCAAGGCUUCUGCAGCGGGCCUUGCAGGUGGGCCUGUCCACACCCUCCACACCUUGUCAUCCUCCAACCUUCCUGGCUGCUGCUGCAUAGGCUGGAACAAAAGCGAGGAGGAGGGAAGAGAGGCCGCUUUCUCCUCACCCACCCUAGCUCGUGGCCUCCCCCGCCCUCAGCAGCACAGAGACUGACGGCUAGCGCUCGCCGUUCCUCCAUGAGGCGGCUGCCUAAGGGAAGCACCCACAGGGCAGUGCUGGGUGCGUGUCCUCUCUCAGGUGAGGCUGAGAGGGAAGACCCAGUUCCUGAUCUUUCCAGUCCCUUGUAGAAUGGUCAGCCCUUGAGGUUCAGAGAUAGCAGCUUAGCACCUGUGCCUCGGCCUUGGUGGCUUUUGUGCCCUCAAAAGUAGCCGUGAGCAAAGGUUAGUGAGUUGUCGGUUACAGCCUCACCUGGUUUUACUGUGUCUGAGUCUCUGGCUCUGUUCCCUUGAAACUGCCAGCCGUGCCCCCGUUCUGCCCACAGUCUGGGCAGACGUCACCGUCACAUCCCUCUGUGGACUUACAGACAGACUUCAGGGACCUGGGCCUCCUCAGAGCAGCCCUGGAUUAAGGCUCUGCCAGUACCCAGUUGUGUCAGUCUGUCUGGAAGUCCUUCCACUGUGAUCGAUCACUAAAAGUGCCAGCAAGACCUGGUUAGCAUGCGUGUUCCUCUGUCACAGGCCAUGCCAGCCCCACCAGCCUAGGCCCGGGACACUCAGAAUGCCCCCGGAGAACUGGAAACCUGGUCAGUAUUAGCGCCAUGUCGCGUUGUCUUGCCCCGCUGUGUGCUCUCCUCCCUGGCUACUUGUGCCCUGGGCUGUGUGUGCUGCCCAUCUCCCUGGCCGCCUGCAGUUUCUGGAGCGUGGUGGGCUCUUCAGGCACAUGGGGUGCACCGCUCCCCUUUCAGUGAAUUCUCUGAAUUGUCCCAGGCUUGUAAGAAGGGUUUCCUAGGUACUAGUCUCACACUUUCCGUCAGUUGGGCUCUCCAUUCCUCCUACCCUCUGGGGCCGAAGCAGGAUUUCUAAGGAAGGACUCUGACCCCUUCUGAAAAGGCACGGGGACCCUGCGGGGGGAAGACGGUAGGCGGAGCGGGGCAGGGGUGCAGCGGCUUCAAGCCUGCGUCUGACUUCGAGGAGGCACAGUUGGACGUUGUCAUCCCUUGGUGCCUGAAGAUUCCAUCAAACGGUGGAAAGGGGCACCUGAGCCAUUUGGACUUGAGCUCUGGGGGGCAGAAGCCCCACCCCCCCAGCUGCCGUGACAUCUGUGGGGGCAUGUGCCAGCGUCUCCACACCGCUGGGGCUCCUCCUCCCAGCUGUGGAGUCAAGAUCGUGGAGGUGGUCUGUGGGUCUUUGCUGCCUGGCUAGGGAGCAGCCGCCAGAGUGUCUGGAGCCCCAGGGCUCAGACCGAUCCAUCACGUGACUGCCUUCCCUGCCCUGUGCGAAUCACACCUUGGUCUAGUGGGUGCAGCUGGUCCACAGCUCCCGCGCCAGGGAGGAGCCUAGGCCGGGGAAGGAGCGCCCUCUAGUGAGCGCCCCGUGGAGCUGGUACGAGAAAACGUGGACCAGCACUCCAGGUGUGGGACCUUAAGCCAGACUCGGAGCAGCCCAGUGGGCGCGCCCUGGUUCUCCAGCCGGCUUCACUUCUGGCGUCUAUCCUAACGUCUUUUACCCUGUUGAAUUUCAGUGGGUUUGAUUUGCAAAUCUGGAUUUACACUCAUUGUUUUUGAAGCACAUUAGUCAAAUAAAGCUGAGAUUUAUUUUA
Molecule: messenger RNA, 2841 nt
Organism: Oryctolagus cuniculus (rabbit)
Lineage: Eukaryota; Metazoa; Chordata; Mammalia; Lagomorpha; Leporidae
Gene: GOSR2
Product: golgi SNAP receptor complex member 2
Biological process (GO): intra-Golgi vesicle-mediated transport; vesicle fusion
Cellular component (GO): endoplasmic reticulum membrane; late endosome membrane; ER to Golgi transport vesicle membrane
Molecular function (GO): SNAP receptor activity; SNARE binding
Source: RefSeq, a predicted model, not a curated record